Messenger RNA from Lagopus muta (rock ptarmigan), 2395 nucleotides. RefSeq names its product nucleoporin NUP42-like. NCBI's taxonomy places the organism in Eukaryota, Metazoa, Chordata, Aves, Galliformes, Phasianidae. Bases 986 to 1813 code for a protein of 275 amino acids. Gene Ontology annotation, molecular function: nuclear export signal receptor activity. The record is from RefSeq and is a predicted model, not a curated record. Gene Ontology annotation, cellular component: nuclear envelope. The transcript has 5 exons.
GGAUCUAAAGCUUCUAACCAGACAGACACAAAUUUUAGCCAGCCACCCAUGGUUCUGCACAAGGGUGGAGCAGUAGGAGGAUUGGGAGAUUCUACUCCGACAAACCUUAGCCAGCUGUCUGUGCUCCAGAACACGAAAGGAACUGGAGCCGGAUGGGGGGGCACUUCUCCGACAAAUAUUAACCUUAGCCAGCCAUCUGUGAUCCAGCACACGGAAGGAGCUGAAAAAGGAUUGAGUGAUGGCUACCCAGAUAGACACAAAUCCUAGCCAGCCCCAGCACAUGGGAGGUGAUGGACGAGGACGUGUUGUUCGUGCCCAGAGAAACACAAACCUUCUCCAGCCAGCCGUGCUGCAGCGCAAAGGAGGAUCUGCAGGAGGACGGGGUGCUCCUGCAGCUGUUGUGCAGCCUCCUGUGCUCACAAAGAGCUCCUCAGGUGGCAGCUGCAAUGGAGGAGGACUCUCUGGUGCCUCCGGGGUUGGAGCAGCAGGCAAGAAAGGCGCAGCGUCCUUGCAGAAAGCGAGCUCUGCGUUAAGCGGUGCAAACCCGGCUGAUGAGCACAGAGAUGGACAGCAGAGACUUGCGUAAGUGACGACCCUGAUCCCUGGGAAGCACUCGCAACGAGCUGCUUAAGUGCUUACUGGCUUCCUGUGGAUAAUGGAGAGGAUGCGUUCCGGGGGAUGGAAGGUGGGACGUGGGGGGGACCAUAGGAAGCACGGGGGUUUUGUUUCUCUUCCAGACCUGUUGUGAUUUACUUGCGAUAAAACGCUUUGUUGGACAACUGUGUGUCCAGCAGAGCGACUGCUGUGUCUUUCAAGAUAGCUGUAGCAUUCUUCAGCUGUUCCCUCUGAGCAGCGUCCUAUGGAAUUCAUUGGCACAGCUUUGGCUAUUUGAGUUUGACUUUGCUUUUUGCCCUUUGGCUUCUGACUGUGUAAUUUCUUCUUUUGCUGUCAUGUUGUGUUUCCUAGUGACUGGGUAGCAGAAGACAUGGCAACCUGGGAAUCUUCUGGACAGUGGAUGUUUUCGUGUUACUGUCCUGAGAAGGGCAAGCCUAAUGUUUCAGGCUUUCCAGAGAUCUCCCCUGAGGAGCUGCGCCUGGGGUAUGACACCUGCAGUGCCAAGGAGGGCACAGGACUCUACAUACACGCUGUCCAUCAGUAUGUGCAACAAUGGAGAACCAGGCUGCAGGAGCUGAAGGCUUUAAAUGCCUGGAGAACAGCAUCGAUGGUAAGAGUUAAGGAAAGCUACUUUGGAGAGAGAAAGCGGUCACUCCACCAUUACCUUCUCUUGGACUGGGAGGACAGCAAGCACCAAGCCCUGGGUUCCCAAGCUCUCCAGCCAACAGCAGCGGUGCUGCCCGCUUGUCCUUGCAAAUCCCAGCGUCUCAUCUGGAAGCGCUCCAGCUGUGGGGAGCUCUGCUGCUGCCUCCAGUCCUCCUGCCCUUGGGGUGACGUCCUCCCACAGCUGUCCCCAUUCCGUUGGGACUGGGGAUUCUGCAGCUCCAUCCGCAGCCUCACUUCACGCUCCUGGAACGGCCGCUGGCCGUGGACUUCUGGGCUUCCGGGCCCUGGGAGCCCUGCUGCAGCAAAUCCUUCCAGCACCGCUCCGCUUGCUGUCGCUGCUCCCAAGGCAGCUACAGAACCUUCUCACCCGGGUGCAAGCAGUGCUUCGGCCGCACCGACUGCCGGUGCCUCUGCACACAGCGCCGCGUCCGCGCCUCUGCAUCCACACGGCAUCAGAGCAGGCAGCUCUGCACACCGAGGAGGGAACGAACGGCCGGAGAGCUGGAGCAGUUCAGAGCCAAGUUCACGCUAGGAAAGGUCCCUGAGACCACCACCUGCAGAGCUUUUAUAUGAUAAGGAUUUAAGUUAAUUCUGAAGUUAUAUGUCUUAAUUCCAUAGGAUUUAAGUUAAUUCUGAAGUUAUAUGCCUUAAUUAAAUAUAAAUAAACGUAUUAUAUUAUUUAUUUACAUAUGCCUUAAUUAAAUAUAAAUAAUUAUAUUAUAUUAUAUUAUUUACAGAAUAUGUAAAUAAAAGUUAUUCUGUGACUCUUCCAAUAAAAAAUGUUGUGAUGGAGCAGUGAGCUGGAAUGCUUUUCUGUGUCUUAAGUUCUCAUUUAAUCUCUUUAGUCUUCUGUAAAUCAAUGAUGAUGCAGGUGUUAUAAUUAAGAAGCAUACAAGAGAGUUUGGCUAAGCAGGUCAUUACACCACAAAGAAGAGAUGAAGGGCUUACCCUUAUCCUGGGCUCACUGGAAAACUCCAAAGGAGGGAUCUCCAGAAAGAGAUCCUUCCCUGCUGGCAGUCAGCUCUUCAGUAGGAUACCUGGGACUAACAGGAUUACUGAAACAAUGCCUAAGUAAUGCUGCACUUCCAUGAACAGAGUGCAAUCUGCCUCUGCU